Prunus armeniaca (apricot) is the source of this 282-nucleotide messenger RNA. The record is from the annotation of a GenBank genome assembly. NCBI's taxonomy places the organism in Eukaryota, Viridiplantae, Streptophyta, Magnoliopsida, Rosales, Rosaceae.
AUGGAGGGAGAAGAAAUCAAGGGUGGGGGGGCUGGUUCUAUGAGACUACGGGGAAUGGAGGGAGAAGAAAUCAAGGGGGGGGGGGGUUGGUUCUACGAGGCUAUGGGGGAAUGUGGGAGAAGAAAUCAAGGGAGGGGCGUUGAUUCUGGGUUUUGCUGGUUGGCGGGAAUUGGGGAGAAGAAAUUAGAGGGGGGGAGGCUUUUUCUCUAUUUGAUUGUUUUACAUUUUCUUAUUUUCUUAAUACAAUACCUUGUAAAAUAUCAAAUUUACCCUUAUAUUUGA